GUCAUUAGCAGCCGACCCUAUUGUAACACACUGUGCUUUAAAAUGUAAACCGUGUGGCAUUUUCCUUGCAUUGUCCAGAAGGAACUUUCUCCUGCGUGAGCCUGGAUUAAACAUGAGAGAGCUCGUCAACAUUCCACUGGUACAUAUUCUCACUCUGGUUGCCUUCAGCGGGACUGAGAAACUUCCCAAAGCUCCUGUCAUUACUACUCCUCUUGAAACUGUGGAUGCCCUAGUUGAAGAAGUGGCUACUUUCAUGUGUGCAGUGGAAUCCUAUCCUCAGCCUGAGAUUUCUUGGACCAGAAAUAAAAUUCUCAUUAAGCUUUUUGACACCCGGUACAGCAUUAGGGAGAAUGGACAGCUCCUCACCAUCCUGAGUGUGGAAGACAGCGAUGAUGGCAUUUACUGCUGUAUAGCCAACAAUGGCGUGGGAGGAGCCGCUGAGAGCUGCGGAGCCCUGCAAGUGAAGAUGAAACCUAAAAUAACUCGCCCUCCAAUCAACGUAAAAAUAAUAGAGGGAUUAAAAGCUGUUCUGCCAUGUACUACAAUGGGCAACCCCAAGCCAUCUGUCUCCUGGAUUAAGGGAGAUAGUGCUCUUAGGGAAAACACCCGCAUUGCAGUUCUUGAAUCUGGGAGUUUAAGGAUUCACAAUGUGCAAAAAGAAGAUGCCGGACAGUACAGAUGUGUGGCAAAAAACAGCCUGGGGACGGCAUAUUCCAAGCUGGUGAAGUUGGAAGUCGAGGAAGAAAGUGAACCUGAGCAGGAUACUAAAGUUUUUGCCAGAAUCCUGCGGGCUCCUGAAUCCCAUAAUGUCACCUUUGGCUCCUUUGUGACCCUGCGCUGUACAGCAACAGGCAUCCCUGUCCCCACCAUCAGCUGGAUUGAAAACGGAAACGCUGUGUCUUCUGGGUCCAUUCAAGAGAGUGUGAAAGACCGAGUGAUUGACUCAAGAUUGCAGCUGUUUAUCACCAAGCCAGGUCUCUACACCUGCAUCGCUACCAAUAAACAUGGAGAGAAAUACAGUACUGCAAAGGCAGCAGCGACCAUCAGCAUAGCAGAAUGGAGUAAACCACACAAAGAUAACAAAGGCUACUGCGCCCAGUACAGAGGGGAGGUGUGUGACGCAGUCCUGGCGAAAGACGUUCUUGUUUUUUUCAACACCUCCUACACGGACCCUGAGGAGACCCAAGAGCUACUGAUUCACACUGCCUGGAAUGAGCUGCAAGCUGUGAGUCCCUUUUGCCAGCCAGCUGCUGAGGCUUUGCUAUGCAACCAUAUCUUCCAAGAGUGCAGCCCUGGAGCAGUAGCUACUCCUACCCCCAUUUGCAGAGAGUACUGCUUAGCGGUAAAGGAGUUCUUCUGUGCAAAAGAAUGGCUGGAGAUGGAAGAAAAGACCCACAGAGGACUCUACAGAUCUGGGAUGCAUCAGCUGUCUAUGCCAGAUUGCAGCAAGCUUCCUAGCAUGCACUGGGACCCCAUGGCCUGUACCAGACUGCCAUACUUAGAUUAUAAAAAAGAAAACCUAACAACAUUCCCGUCAAUGACAUCCUCAAAGCCAAGUGUGGACAUUCCAAAUUUGCCUUCUUCCUCCUCAUCUUCCUUCUCUGUCUCACCUACAUACUCCAUGACUGUAAUCAUCUCCAUGAUGUCCAGUUUUGCAGUAUUUGUGCUUCUUACCAUCUCUACUCUUUAUUGCUGCCGAAGAAGAAAAGAAUGGAAAAAUAAGAAAAGAGAAUCAGCAGCAGUGACCCUCACCACACUGCCUUCCGAGCUCUUGCUUGACAGGCUUCAUCCCAACCCCAUGUACCAGAGGAUGCCCCUCCUUCUGAAUCCCAAGUUGCUCAGCCUGGAGUAUCCGAGGAAUAACAUUGAGUAUGUGAGAGAUAUCGGAGAGGGAGCAUUUGGAAGAGUCUUUCAAGCAAGGGCUCCAGGCUUACUUCCCUAUGAACCUUUCACGAUGGUGGCAGUAAAAAUGCUCAAAGAAGAAGCUUCAGCAGAUAUGCAAGCAGACUUUCAGAGGGAGGCGGCCCUCAUGGCAGAAUUCGACAACCCUAACAUUGUGAAACUCUUAGGAGUGUGUGCCGUCGGGAAGCCCAUGUGCCUGCUGUUUGAAUACAUGGCCUACGGUGACCUCAAUGAGUUCCUCCGCAGCAUGUCCCCUCACGCUGUGUGCAGCCUCAGUCACAGCGACCUGUCCAUGAGGGCUCAGGUCUCCAGCCCGGGACCCCCACCCCUCUCCUGUGCCGAGCAGCUUUGCAUUGCCAGGCAGGUGGCAGCUGGCAUGGCUUACCUCUCUGAGCGCAAGUUUGUUCACCGAGAUUUAGCCACCAGGAACUGCUUGGUGGGUGAGAACAUGGUGGUGAAAAUUGCAGACUUUGGCCUCUCCAGGAAUAUCUACUCAGCAGACUACUACAAAGCUAAUGAAAACGAUGCUAUCCCGAUCCGCUGGAUGCCACCCGAGUCCAUUUUCUACAACCGCUACACCACAGAAUCCGACGUGUGGGCCUAUGGUGUGGUGCUCUGGGAGAUCUUCUCCUAUGGCCUGCAGCCCUACUAUGGAAUGGCCCACGAGGAGGUCAUUUACUACGUACGAGAUGGCAACAUCCUCUCCUGCCCCGAGAACUGCCCUUUGGAGCUAUACAACCUAAUGCGUCUGUGCUGGAGCAAGCUGCCGGCAGACAGACCCAGCUUCCCGAGCAUCCACCGGAUUUUAGAGCGCAUGUGUGAGAGGGCAGAGGGAACUGUGGGUGUCUAAGGUUGACAAUGUUCAGAUAAAACGUUACAGUCUCCUCUCAGACUCUGUGAGCCAGAGGAAUCCUACACCAAAGCCCCAACGAGACCCAGAUAGGAAAGAAUAACAGCACACAUCAGUAGUCCAUUGUUUGCUUCCCCGGGAAAACAAAGUCAGUGUAGAAUCCAUGUGACAGGCCUACCCAUUGAAAUUGAUGAUUGGAAACAUAGGCUAGGAAAUGGGUCAGAUAACAGGAGAUAACUCUUCUUUCUGGUGGGGAAAGUUUGUAACACAUGUUGUACAGGAAAGGAUGUCAUCCGGUUCAGUUCCUGAAUUAGCUGGCAAUAGAGAAACUCAGUCUUAUUAAAUUUUAGUAGGACCUGGGAUUCAGAGGUUCAUUUCUGAUAGAAUUAAGUCCUGUGCAUUGUAAAAGCAGUGUGUCUUCAUGUAAGGCAUUUAGGUAAAGUACAGAAAACUGAAAAGGAGAAACAAUUCUUCCACUACCCAAAAGCAGACCAGGGAUUCAUUUUUUGUUGAAUUUCUUUCUUGCAUUUAACACAUAAUUUUAUAUCUGUUUGUAUUCUAGAGUUGUGGUUACACUAUAUUGAUAAUGGGUUUCUAAGAAAUAAAAUGACAGAUC
This is a messenger RNA of Chinchilla lanigera (long-tailed chinchilla), 3368 nucleotides long. RefSeq names its product muscle, skeletal, receptor tyrosine kinase (gene Musk). Bases 113 to 2752 code for a protein of 879 amino acids. NCBI's taxonomy places the organism in Eukaryota, Metazoa, Chordata, Mammalia, Rodentia, Chinchillidae. The record is from RefSeq and is a predicted model, not a curated record. The transcript is spliced from 16 exons. Gene Ontology annotation, molecular function: transmembrane receptor protein tyrosine kinase activity; protein binding; ATP binding. Gene Ontology annotation, cellular component: signaling receptor complex. Gene Ontology annotation, biological process: positive regulation of kinase activity; multicellular organism development; cell surface receptor protein tyrosine kinase signaling pathway.